CUCUCUCUCUCUCUCACACGGCGUUGGACGCGCUCCACACUUCUUCAAAGUAUUUCCGCGUUCGCCUGAGGCAGCAGUUGAAGCGCACGGAAUCCCGGUCGGCGGGGGGGUUUGGACCACGACUGACGCCGCUGACUGUAACCCCCGCGCGGCUCAUCAGCGGGACGCUGAGCCACAGUCGAACAGGGUCUCCAGGAGAGCCCGGACCCCGGACUCGGAUCCCCACGGUCACGCAGCUCCUCCGGCUGGUCUCCAGGAGAAACCGGACUCGGACCCCGGACGUCCCCGGGCCGUGCGGUGGUGGGACCUCCGUGCUCUGAUGUGCUCGGUGAGAGGGGAGGAUGGCCAUGGUUCUCCUCGCCUCGUUGGUCGCAGUCCUUCUCCCGGCGAUAGGCGCGGGCCUCCAGAUCCAGUGCUACCAGUGCGAGGAGGCGGCGCAUGACUGCUCCCUGCCGGACUACGUGGUGAACUGCACCGUGAACGUCCAGGACACGUGUCAGCAGGAGGUGCUCGUGACACCGGACGGUGUGCACUACCGUAAGUCGUGUGCGUCGUCGGGGGCGUGUCUCAUCUCGUCGUCGGGCUACCAGCAGUUCUGCACGGGGCGCCUGCACUCGGUCUGCAUCAGCUGCUGCUCCCAGCCGCUGUGCAACGGGCCGCGCCGGAGGCGGAGCCAGCCCCCCGCCAGCUGCGGCCCCGCCCCCCGCCUCUGGCGCCCCGCCCCCUUCUGCAGGCUCCUCCCACUCCUCCUGCUCCUGAUGUUGGGGGAGGGGCUGGUGUAG
Molecule: messenger RNA, 782 nt
Organism: Gadus morhua (Atlantic cod)
Lineage: Eukaryota; Metazoa; Chordata; Actinopteri; Gadiformes; Gadidae
Product: ly6/PLAUR domain-containing protein 1-like
Exons: 3
Coding region: 342-782 (146 amino acids)
Biological process (GO): acetylcholine receptor signaling pathway
Molecular function (GO): acetylcholine receptor inhibitor activity
Source: RefSeq, a predicted model, not a curated record